Messenger RNA from Hibiscus syriacus, 1782 nucleotides. Its product is annotated as negative regulator of systemic acquired resistance SNI1-like. NCBI's taxonomy places the organism in Eukaryota, Viridiplantae, Streptophyta, Magnoliopsida, Malvales, Malvaceae. The coding region runs from base 149 to 1561 and encodes 470 amino acids. Gene Ontology annotation, cellular component: nucleus; Smc5-Smc6 complex. The transcript is spliced from 15 exons. Gene Ontology annotation, biological process: negative regulation of DNA-templated transcription; DNA damage response; negative regulation of systemic acquired resistance. Gene Ontology annotation, molecular function: transcription cis-regulatory region binding. The record is from RefSeq and is a predicted model, not a curated record.
UUUUAGCUCUUUACUAUUUUGGCCCUAGUCCCCCGCCCGCCAAAUAAUCGCCUCUAAUCUUUGCUUCCAACGAGCCUUUUGAGAGAGAAAUAGGAAAAAAAUAGGGUUUCGAAAUUUGAAAGAAAGUGUAGAUUAAGAAGAAAAACAAAUGGAGAAGAGGAAAAUCAACAGAGGAUGCAUGGAGGCAAACAUUUUAGCCAUCUUAGACUCCUCCAUCGAGUUUCACAAUCACAGAGAUUCUCAAGAAGCCAAAGACGACCGUAUCGAUUUUCUGGAAGCCGUGCGUACCGCUUGUAUUGUACCAGAACACGGAACUCCUCCAACUAAGAAAAUGAUUGAGGCGGUGUUUCAAAUCCUGAAGGCAGGGAAAUCUCUCGAGCUUAUAAUGUCUAGUUAUGGGCUUCUGAAUGAGAUUGAAAAUAGGUUUCCUCGGGUUUAUAUAUCUGAAUCAUCUGGUAAUGGUUCACGUGAACUGGUUGUAGUUAAGGAGGCAUGGUUGCCAUUUGUUCUUUCCUUGGAUGUCAUGUCUAGUGAGAAGGACUCCAAAGGAAGAAAGUCGUGUGGACUGUUUAAUCCCAAUGGUUUUCAUGAACUAUUACUGGGCAUUGCUGAAAUGUCUUAUAAAACGAUUUCUCAGAGAUUGGAUUAUAAGUUCUUGGGAAAUAUGUUACUGUUUCAAUAUCUUGUCAAUGUUCUUGAAGGAGAUUUUGUACCCCGUAUCAAUAUGUAUAAAGAAAGCUUGAACUGGAACAUUUUGCGGGAGUGCUUACUUAACAUGCUUCUGGCCUCAAGAAGAAUCACCUACAAGGUUUUAAUGAAAGAUUGUUUGUAUACGAUCUGUUCGCUGAGCCAAGAUCAUGCUGGAAAUCAUAAUGAGUCUGACUGUUCUGAGACUUCUAUUGAAAAGUCAUCUGAGAAUCAUAAUACUGAUGUAGCAAUUGCUUUACUUGAAGUUCAAAGGACUACUUGUAUGGCUAUGCAGAAAUUUCUGAUAAUGAUUAUGGAGCUUGACGAGUCAAAGCAGCAAGCCGAAGUGCUAGGUCAACUCAACAGAGCUGAUGGUUUGAGAACCCGACUGGUAGAGAUAAUCUUGGACGAGCUAACGUACCACAGAAAAGUACUUCCCUCAUUUCUUCAGGUAUUUAAUGACCCUAAAUGGAAGCUUGAAAUCAUCGUGCAGUAUUUACUAAAAUACAUUAAGCCGUCAGUUCACACUCGUAGAUCAAAUGGUCCUUCGGAAGAUUUUCCAUUUCAUGGAAUUUUGAAGUCCUUUUCAGAUAGCAGCAGCACUAGAAACAUUAUAAAAAAACUUAAUGUGGAAGUUGUUCAAUUGCUUUUGGCGCAUGCAUUUCUUGCCUAUACAUCCAUGGCAUCUCAGCAGCAUCUUUCCACCAUGCCGGAUCACAAUGAAGCUGUAACAGACAGCUUGUCUCUCAUGGAAAUUUCUAAGAACGUAACUGCGGCUUUCAAUAGUCUAAGAAAAGCAGAUGAGAAAAUUGAGAUAUCAUCUCUUGGAAAAGAAGCACUGUUUACAGCAGGAAUGAUCAUUUCCACUUCAUAGGCCUAGGCCAAGAGAAGGAUGCGGCUAACUUUUGGUUCCAAAAGGGUCGCAUUACUGAAUGUAUAACUCAUUUGCUUGGAUAUCUUGAAUGUAAAAUGACGGAUUUCAUUUAACUUAUUUAUCUGUACCCAGCACAUGUCAUCCAACAUGCAAUUCUUACCUUUGGUAGGACCGCGGUCAGAAAAAAACCCGAAAACCCAUUCGAAUUCCAGUGUUCCAUU